UUACUGCUUCUUACCGCACCGUCUCACCACUUUACCGCUGCAAAACACAGUGCAGGCCGGGCUACAGAUUGUCUCUGAAUAAGAACAAGAAACAUCGUCAAGAUGUCUGACAUGGAAGAUGACUUCAUGUGCGAUGAUGAAGAAGAUUAUGACCUGGAAUACUCAGAGGACAGUAAUUCAGAGCCAAAUGUGGAUCUGGAGAACCAAUACUAUAACUCCAAAGCCUUGAAGGAGGACGAUCCCAAAGCAGCGCUCAGCAGUUUCCAGAAGGUAUUGGAACUCGAGGGAGAAAAAGGUGAAUGGGGAUUCAAAGCACUUAAACAGAUGAUCAAAAUCAACUUUAAACUGACCAAUUUCCCAGAGAUGAUGAACCGGUACAAACAGCUCCUUACAUACAUUAGAAGUGCUGUCACCAGAAACUACUCAGAGAAGUCCAUCAACUCCAUUUUGGACUACAUAUCUACCUCCAAACAGAUGGAUUUGCUGCAGGAGUUCUAUGAAACCACAUUGGAGGCUUUGAAAGAUGCAAAAAAUGACAGAUUGUGGUUUAAAACAAACACAAAGUUGGGGAAGCUGUACUUAGAGAGAGAAGAGUAUGGAAAACUACAAAAGAUCCUUAGGCAACUUCACCAGUCAUGUCAGACCGAUGAUGGAGAGGAUGACUUGAAGAAAGGCACACAACUGCUGGAGAUCUACGCUUUAGAAAUCCAAAUGUACACCGCACAGAAAAACAACAAGAAACUGAAAGCCCUCUACGAGCAGUCACUUCAUAUUAAAUCUGCCAUUCCCCACCCACUCAUAAUGGGAGUCAUCAGAGAGUGUGGAGGGAAGAUGCAUCUUAGAGAGGGUGAGUUUGAGAAAGCUCACACUGACUUCUUUGAGGCCUUUAAAAACUACGAUGAGUCUGGAAGCCCAAGAAGAACAACAUGCCUGAAGUACCUGGUCCUAGCAAACAUGCUGAUGAAGUCAGGAAUAAACCCUUUUGACUCCCAAGAGGCCAAACCUUACAAAAAUGACCCUGAAAUCCUAGCAAUGACCAACUUAGUAAGCGCCUACCAGAACAAUGACAUCACCGAAUUUGAGAAAAUCUUGAAAACAAAUCACAGUAACAUAAUGGACGACCCCUUCAUUAGAGAGCACAUAGAGGAGCUCCUGCGAAACAUUAGAACUCAAGUGCUUAUCAAACUCAUCAAACCUUACACAAGAAUACACAUCCCCUUUAUUUCAAAGGAGCUGAACAUUGACGUAUGUGAUGUGGAGAGUUUGCUUGUGCAGUGCAUCUUGGAUAAUACAAUCCAUGGACGAAUCGACCAGGUCAACCAGCUACUAGAACUGGACUACCAGAAAAGAGGAGGAGCUCGCUACACAGCUUUAGACAAAUGGACAAAUCAGCUGAACUCCUUGAACCAAGCCAUUGUUAGCAAGCUCACAUGAUGGGAUGUCAAAUCUAGAGACAAAGAAAAUGGCAUGUUUUAAUACAUCCAUAAUGUAUGCUACUGUGCUUCUUCAAGUAUAUCUGGCCAGACAAGAUACACACCACAGCUUUUAAGAAUGCAUCAGUUUCAAGAAGACUCCAAGAACACCAAGAACAUGUUCAGUUUCUAUUUUUGUUUUUGGUUGUUUUUUUUUUUCUUUUUCCCCUAAUGUCCUGAUGGCAGGAAAUCACUUGACACCUGUUUUUGUUUUUCAUGUUGAUUGGCAAAUUCUUCCAUGAACAGCAGACAAUUGUUUCAGUUGUUUAAAAAAAAUGCUUCAAAUAUUUCAGUUGUCUAAAAAUGUGUAUGAAAACGAGUACACAGUAUUUUAAUGUAUACUGUUGCCUGUUUGUAAUAAAUAGAUUUCUCUCAGCACUACAAGGACUGCCUUUGACUAGUCAUAAGAUUUAAAAUGUGUCGUAAGUUAAACACAGAUGUUAAAGUGAGAUCCCACGGGAGGAAGGAAAUAAAUGUUAAUGAUUGUAGUAUUUUCUACCUUCAUGUCACUCUGUUAAACUAGAGAGAACAUGUCCAGAAAACAACUUGAGGUGUUCAUUUUAUUACACUGUCAACAGGACAUUAAUGCAAAGCAACAUGUUUGACUAAAUGAUCAUAUUUAGUCAUAUCUGAACACCUAAUGAUAAAUUCUUGUAACAACGUUACAAAUAGAUAUUUCACUGUUAAAACUUGUACCCUUAAAUGGUGGUUUCCAAUAAAAAAAAAUGUGGCAUUUUA
Messenger RNA from Melanotaenia boesemani (Boeseman's rainbowfish), 2210 nucleotides. RefSeq names its product COP9 signalosome subunit 2 (gene cops2). Gene Ontology annotation, cellular component: COP9 signalosome. The transcript is spliced from 13 exons. Gene Ontology annotation, molecular function: protein binding. The record is from RefSeq and is a predicted model, not a curated record. Lineage: Eukaryota; Metazoa; Chordata; Actinopteri; Atheriniformes; Melanotaeniidae. Gene Ontology annotation, biological process: protein deneddylation. The coding region runs from base 103 to 1434 and encodes 443 amino acids.